Molecule: messenger RNA, 279 nt
Organism: Aphanomyces astaci
Lineage: Eukaryota; Oomycota; Saprolegniomycetes; Saprolegniales; Verrucalvaceae
Exons: 2
Coding region: 1-279 (92 amino acids)
Source: RefSeq, a predicted model, not a curated record
AUGGACGACGGAAGGGCCAGUUGGGACGACGAGAAAGACUUCACCUGGAUGAAGGAAAUGAUUCACCAGGUGCAUGUGCUGGGCAAGCAUGCCAACAGUGGCUUCAAGCGAGAAGCUUGGCAUGCCGCAACAACGAAACUCAACUCCGACCGCUGUCAGCUACACGAAAGAACAAGUCAAGUCGAGAAGCGCCGAGAUGAAGAAGCAAUACGCGCAGGGUUCGAGGCGGCAACGUGGCCGGUUCAUUUCCUUGGAUGGGUCGUGGGCGCACGCGAAUGA